This is a messenger RNA of Thunnus maccoyii (southern bluefin tuna), 3107 nucleotides long. Its product is annotated as tyrosinase-like. Bases 775 to 2409 code for a protein of 544 amino acids. The transcript has 5 exons. Lineage: Eukaryota; Metazoa; Chordata; Actinopteri; Scombriformes; Scombridae. Gene Ontology annotation, biological process: melanin biosynthetic process; pigmentation. The record is from RefSeq and is a predicted model, not a curated record. Gene Ontology annotation, molecular function: tyrosinase activity.
UAUGUUUGGUUAUGGAGUUAAUUUGUGAAUGGCCACUGGUGAUUUCUCUUUCACAUUUUGGCAUUUGAAUAAAAGAUAUCUACAAGAUAAGAUAAAAAUAAAAUAAACAAAUGAAAGUUUAACCUGUUCAUACACAUUUGAACCUAACCAAAUAUGGGUAUUAGAUUUCUCUCCUUAUCCUCUCUGUCAUGGUAAUUAUCAUCCCAUAAUUCCAGGAAUAACAGUUUACUUUAUUUAACGCAUUAUUGUGUGUGUGGGGAGGGGGAAAUCAUGAGUUAUGCGCCUGUUUUAUGCUCAUCUGACUCGGACAGACAGCAUUCCCAGCAGAAAAUCACUGUAAAAUCACUGAAACAACAAAAUAUGGGCUUUCAAUGUGGUCCUUAAUAGGUGUAGUAUACUCUUAGGGCUUUUUAUAUAUUUAUAAGUUUUACUAUGUAAUAUUACACUUUUUAUUAAGCCACCAUUGAACACCACAAAUAGGCCUAUUGCAAAUCCCAUUAGGCCUAUAGAAAUGUUUUGAUGAAUUUUCGUCAGAGUAAUACUUUCUUUCUGGAAGCAGCUUGGCUGCAAUCUUGGGAUGUGUACUAUUGGGCUAAUUGCCCCCCUUGUAGAGUAAGCUUCACCCUGAGGUUAAGCGGCAUGUGACUGGCUCAACAAAGAGGAGGGGGGCCCUGUAGAAAACCUUGAAGAAUUUGAGCCUGAGACAGCAUCUUUCCUUGUGUAUUUCUUUCAUUUCUUGCUUCUUUGCCGUCUUUAAGGUAAAAACUUACUGCAAUGUGGACAUUGAUAAUCGUCAGUUUCAUGCUGCGUUUCGUACCCUGCUAUCAGCAAUUCCCUCGUCUGUGUGCCACCCGGGAAGCCUUGCUCACCAAAGAGUGCUGCCCGACUUGGGAAGGGGAUGGCUCGCCCUGCGGAGCCAGCUCCGGCCGGGGCUUCUGCCAGGAUGUGGAGGUGCCGGACCUUCCUGACGGGCCGCAGUACCCCUUCUCUGGGUUGGACGACAGGGAGAAGUGGCCCAUGGUUUUUUACAACCGGACGUGCCAGUGCGUAGGGAACUUCAUGGGUUUCAACUGUGCGGACUGUAAGUUUGGCUACUUUGGGGUGAACUGCAAUGAGAGAAGAGAGUCUCUCAGGAGAAACAUAUUUCACCUGUCAAGGUCCGAGAGGAUCAGACUUGUGUCUUACCUGAACUUGGCCAAGCAGACAGUCAGCCCGGACUAUGUUGUGGCUACGGGGACUUACCAGGAGAUGGAGAACGGCUCCAACCCGAUGUUCGCAGACGUGUCUGUGUAUGAUGUGUUUGUGUGGAUACAUUAUUAUGUGUCCCGGAACGCGCUGUUAGGCGGGCCGGGGAAUGUGUGGACCGAUGUAGACUUUGCCCACUGGGCCCCUGCGUUUCUCCCGUGGCACCGCCUAUACCUGCUGCACUGGGAGCACGAGAUUAGGAAGCUGACCAGAGAUAUGAGUUUCACCAUCCCGUACUGGGACUGGAGGGAUGCCCAGGGCUGUGACGUGUGCACAGACGAACUGAUGGGGGCCCGGAGCCCACAAGACCCCAGUCUUCUCAGUCCAGGCUCGGUCUUCUCUUCUUGGAGGGUUCUGUGCUCCCAAGCAGAGGCCUAUAAUAACAGAGGUGUCCUAUGCGAUGCCAGGGGAGAAGGCCCGCUCCGACGUAACCCUGGAAACCACAAUCGCAACUUGGUUGAACGAAUACCAACUUCUGCAGAGGUGGAGUUCACUCUCAGCCUGACCAACUAUGACACCGGAGCCAUGGACCGAAGUGCCAACAUGAGCUUCAGGAACACUCUGGAAGGAUUUGGGGAUCCUCAGACUGGGUUAGGAAGCAGUUCUCGUUUGGGCAUGCAUGCUGCUCUCCAUGUGUUCAUGAAUGGAUCCAUGUCAUCAGUGCAGGGUUCUGCAAAUGACCCCAUAUUCCUUCUCCAUCAUGCUUUUGUUGACAGCAUCUAUGAGCAGUGGCUCAGAAGACACAGACCAUCUCCAUCCCAAUACCCAGAGUCUAAUGCUCCUAUAGGGCACAACAGCGAAUACCACAUGGUUCCCUUCCUGCCCCUCCACAGAAACAGAGAAUACUUCAUAUCCAGCAAAGACCUGGGAUAUGAAUACUCCUAUCUGCUAGAUGCUAAUCAGAGGCUAGCAGAAUCCGUGCGUCCCUACCUGGAGGAGCUGCAGAUUGUGUGGCCCUGGCUGCUGCUUGCAGGGCUCUGCGGAGGAAUUGUAGCAAUGGCCAUAGCUGCUGUGGUCAUAACUGCAAAACGGCGAUACCGUGGGUCACCUUGGCUGCAUGUGGGGAGUUGGAAAAAUGUGUUUGCUCUCCCAGAAAGACAGCCACUUAUCUUGAGCUGUGACACAGGGGAAACCAAGCACCGUAACUACCAAACAACUAUGUGAUGGUGCAGCAAAUCUCAUAUGUAUCUACAAACAGCACUGUGAAUUUUACAUUAUAUUGACUUAUUGUAAUCAGUCUGUAUAAUCUUUGUUUAAUACCAAUGUAUUUAAAUGGUAUUAACAAAGGACAUUUUGAAAGAGACUGUUCACCCACAACUUGUAACAUGUAAAAUCCUACACAUUAGUUCAUUUCAGACAUGAAUCAUUUUAUAAGAUUAACAUGGUUUUAAGAGGCUGAUUACACACUACCAUCCUGCAGUUGUUGCAUCAGUCAGACAUUCAUUAUGAAGAAAUGAUAACUUACAUGCAUAACUGCUUUUCAGAGUGAGAAAAACAAACCUUUGAAAUACAUUCACGGUAGCCUUGAGGGACUUUCUUUUAUUAUCUUCACGUGGGAGUUGACUGAAGCACAUUUUGAUUAACAUUUAAAUUGAUUUAUGUUUGUGGUGUGAAACGUACUUUUGGAAAAAGAAAAUAAUGAUAACGUCUGCAUAGAUGCAAAGGUCUGAGACAUCUCCACAGCGUAAGGGCACAGUUCAAUAUUCUAACCUUAGAGUUAUGUAAUAGUUUAAAAACUUUUUGACAUUUGUAAAAGUCACUGCAAUCCCAAAAGUUGCAUGUGGUUCACUCUUUACUUUAAAAGUCACAUCUACUUUAGUUCAUAAGAAAUGAGGUCCCAACGGUUGGAAGAUUCUGGUGUU